Molecule: messenger RNA, 1135 nt
Organism: Saccostrea echinata
Lineage: Eukaryota; Metazoa; Mollusca; Bivalvia; Ostreida; Ostreidae
Product: venom allergen 5-like
Exons: 9
Coding region: 29-901 (290 amino acids)
Source: RefSeq, a predicted model, not a curated record
GUCAAGGACUGGGGAUUUUUAUUUCGUUAUGAAACGGAUUGUAGUGCUUUCAGCUGUUUUAAUACAAAAUAUCAUAUGUAUUCAUCAAGAUGAAAUUGAAAAGAUAUUACGGAUACACAAUUCCUUCAGAAGGAGUUACGCAAAACAAGGUUUACCAAGCCAGAUAGCAAACAUGAAUUUACUAGUUUGGAAUAAUCUAUUAGCUGCAGAAGCCGAACAAAGAAUAUCAUGUAUGCCACAUUCUGAGGAAAAUUCAAAUAAUUAUAUUGGGAGGCAAAUCAAUACAGGCAUAACAAAAAAUGGCAACCUAACAAAAGUCAUUGGGGAUUGGUUGACAGAGGGACAGUAUUUUAUUCCGGAAUUUGAAACAUGUCUGAAUAUUGAAGAAUGCCAAAAUUUUCUGACGAUAAUAGGGGCACAGUUGCGGUUUAUGGGAUGUGCUUUUCGAAGAAAUUGCAGGAGUCAUAAAAUAUCUUAUGAUGUGCUCUUAUGUGUUUAUGAAGGAAGUCAGGAAAGUCAUAAACUUUACAACAAAGGCCCUGUCUGCACACAUUGCGAACACCAAACCUCCUUCUGUAAUGACGGAUUGUGUGAUACCUGCAAUGAGGAAAAUGGAGCUAGUUGUGAUUGCAGAAAAACGUGCAACAAGCCAGGGAUUGGGGUAGGAGUACUGGAUAAUUCUACCUGCACCUGCGAAUGCCUGUACGGGAAGGGGCCGAACUGUGAUGAAGACUGCGUGAACCCCCAGAUGUAUGAAAACUGGGACAUCUGUGAGUUGGUGACCACAGAUGAUUGCCUGUCAGAAGAUGGGGGAAUUCUCAAGGAAUACUGCCCCGCUAAAUGUGAUUGUACUCGACAUCCAAUGGCGGAAAAUCAAGCGAUGGGAAGACGUGGGAAUUAAUGAGAGAUAAUUAUUUGUACUGAGUUUUGUUCUCGAUUUAUUGAAGAACUCUUUAAAGAGUACAUUGAGCAAACCAAAAACUGGUAAUGUUUGCUAGAGGGAGACACAAGGGAUAUAUAUACUUGAUAACGUAAUGUUGUAUAGAAUGGACAUACACCGAUUGCGCAUUUUUUAUAUCAAUUUUAUUUUUGUCUUUUGUGUACAUUUGGUCAAUAAACAUUCCCCCCCCAAACA